ACAUUGCAAAUAAUGUGUACAAACCUUGCGUUACCUUUAUGUCAAAAAAUUUCAUUUAUCAUUAACAUCACGCAUCUGAUAUAAAUUUAUCUUUUUCAAAAUAAGGCAAAAGAGUAAUCGCUUAAUUCUUCUCGUCACGUGGCCCACCAUCUUCGAUGUUUACGGCACGAAAGACGGAACGUUCUCUCCGCUAAAUUCGUGACAACGAGUUUCGCGUGAUGCAAAUUAUUACGUCGCCAUUGGCGAUGAUGUUGGCGGGAGUCGCUUCUCUUCUUCUCUUUCCACCACGUGAAAAUUCUCGUCUUGAGGUGAACCUGACUGACAUGCGGGCCGUGUAGCGAUAGAGAGAAGGAAUGGCGCCGAGCGACGAUCUCGGAGGGGUAUUCGCUUCACUGUAUUUCUGCGAGCCUGCUUACACACUCGCGCAUACAUAUAUAAACGUAUACUGUCGGAGAGACACAUGUGUGAAUAUAUGUCCCUCAAUACAUACACAAACAGACACACGUCCCACGUGUUCGCCAUUCUAUUGGUGAAGAAGCUAGCCACUGACCGUCUGGUGUAGUACACGGGGCAUUCCAGUAGUGUAUAUAAGGGCAGAUCUUUCGUACGAUCAUGCAUUAUAACCGGAGGGACAUCUGUGUGACACGAUGUUGUAACGCGCGAUAAUAUUAAUCUUAGUGCAUCCAUUCGAUUUGUUUGUGAUUGAAAAAUCGUCGUUUAUUUUCUUAAGCUUUUGUGACGCUUCUCUGUCUCUCUUUCUCUCUUUAAUGGACUUUGAGUUAGAUCAUCUUUCGCUUCCUCUGAGGUGUGUUGACACCUAAGAUUUCAUGUUUCACGCAGAAUACUAAUGAGCGUGAUUGCACUAGGAUCAGGUCUCUCGACUCGAUCUCAACCGUUCGCGGCAAGUUCUUACUGCAAAAGUUAAAAGUUCGGGAUUGAUCUCCUCAAUAUAAUCCUAAUCUUUUCUAAAGAGAUCUCGGGAAGAACGAGUGUUUAGAGUUUUCUUAAGAUCUGGCGCGAAGACUUAAAAAAUUUUACAUCGUCCUCUUACGGUGAACAAUUGAAGCCAAAAUAUUAUAUCAAGAAAGCAUUGUUAGAAGACAAUCGAGUGUACUGAUCAUCACCAGGCAACAUGACUACUGCGAUCCUUUUGGAAGGAGGAUCUUGGAUGACUAUCUUUUUCUCCUUCUGCCUCCUGUUGCUCCUGUUGAAUCUACUGAUAGAACGAGGAAAAUUUCUUUACGCCUUGAGGAAGGUACCCUAUCCCACUGCGCUGCCUAUUAUCGGUAACGCUUAUCAGCUCUUCUGUUCGCAAGAAGAGUUCUUUCAGAAAUUGAAAAAAUGGGCUCACGAGUUUGGCGACAUUUAUUUAAUUUGGGUUGGCCUGCGGCCCUUUAUCUUCCUCUACAGAGUGGAGACGGUGCAACCCUUACUCAGUAGCAGCGUGCACAUCGACAAAAGUCUCGAAUAUGAAUAUUUAAAGCCAUGGCUUGGUACCGGCCUAGUGACCAGCACUGGUGAUAAAUGGCACUUUCGCAGGAAAUUGUUGACGCCGAGCUUCCACAGCGGUCUUCUCGAAACAUAUUUUAAAAUUACGAAAGAAGAGAUAAAUGUUUUAAUUUCCUGUCUCGAGAAAGAAGUGAACAAAUGGUUCGAUGUGGUACCUUACGCAAAACGUGCUGCCCUCGAUAUUAUAUGCGAAUCUGCAAUGGGUUAUAAAAUUAAUGCUCAAAGAAAUUCCAAAAACGAAUAUGUCGAGGCUGUGGACAAAAUGGCAUCUAUUGUACAGACGCGUUUCACGAACGUGUGGAUAUCGUCUGAUUUGAUCUUCAAGUUGACCAAAAUGGGAAAGGAGCACGAUCACGCGCUCUCUAUUAUGCACAGUUUUGUUGACGAGGUAAUCGUGAAAAGAAAAGCCGAAUGGAAAUUGAAACACGAUGGAAAUUUCAAUGAACCAAUGAAUAAGAAACAGGCUCUACUGGAUUUGCUACUCGAAAUGUCACAAAACGGAACCAUUCUUUCAGAUGAAGAUAUUCGUGAAGAGGUGCAUACUUUUAUGUACGCCGGACACGACACGUUGGCCACCAGCAUAGCUUGGACGCUUUACGCAUUGGGUCGAAAUCCUGAGUAUCAGGAAAAGAUCAUAGACGAAUUUAACGAUGUCCUGGGCACGACGGAGAUUACAUUAAACAAUAUUCACAAAUUAACAUGGCUGGAUGCCUGCAUUAAGGAGCAAUGGAGGCUAUAUCCAGUCGUUCCGCUCAUAGCGAGGCAGAUCUAUGAGCCGAUCGACCUAAUGGGCAUCGAAAUCUCACCAGGCUCGACGGUUCUCGUCAACUCCUAUCUGCUACAUCGUGACGAUCGUUACUUUCCCGAUCCUGAUGUUUAUCGUCCGGAGCGUUUCUUGCCGGACAGUCCCAAAUUACCACCUUACGUUUUCAUCCCUUUCAGCGCCGGCUCACGAAAUUGCAUCGGCUGGAGAUUUGCCACGGUAGUCAUUAAAAUGGCUGUCUUAUCUAUACUAAGAACUUUUCACGUGGAAGCCUUCGACACGGAAGAUCAACUGCGCCUCAUAUCCGAAUUAGUACUUGUCAACGCAAACGGACUUCAUCUCAAAAUGACACCUCGCAAGCGAUGA
Messenger RNA from Cataglyphis hispanica, 2638 nucleotides. RefSeq names its product cytochrome P450 4c3-like. Gene Ontology annotation, molecular function: iron ion binding; oxidoreductase activity, acting on paired donors, with incorporation or reduction of molecular oxygen; heme binding. NCBI's taxonomy places the organism in Eukaryota, Metazoa, Arthropoda, Insecta, Hymenoptera, Formicidae. The transcript is spliced from 8 exons. Bases 1133 to 2638 code for a protein of 501 amino acids. The record is from RefSeq and is a predicted model, not a curated record.